AUGGCUGGCCCAUGGACCUUCACCCUCAUCUGUGGUUUGCUGGCAGCCACUUUGGUCCAAGCCACCCUCAGCCCCCCUGCGGUUCUCAGCCUAGGCCCAGAAGUCAUCAAAGAAAAGUUGACACAGUCGCUGAAGAACCGUAAUGCCGCCGGAAUCCUUCAGCAGCUGCCAUUGCUUAGUGCCGUGCAGAAGCAGAAGUCUUGGGGCAUCCCUUUUCUGAGUGGCCUGGUGAAUGCUGUCAAGAACUAUAUCUUCUGGCUGAAGGUCACCUCAGCCAAUCUCCUCCAGCUGCAGGUGCAACCCUCAGAGGCCAGCCAGAAUCUAAUGGUCAAGAUCCCAUUGGACAUGGUGGCUGGACUUAACACGCCUCUGGUCAAGACCAUUGUGCAGAUGCGCAUAGAGGCUGAGGUCCAAGCCAUCAUCCAAGUGGAGAGCAGCGAGCGGGGCCACAGCCGCUUCAUCCUCACCAACUGCCUCACUAGCCAGGGGAGGCUGCACAUCAUCCUGCUACGCAAGUUCUCCUUCCUGGUCAACUUCUUAGCCAACAAGGUCAUGGGCUUCCUGGUGCCGACCCUGCCCCAAAUGGUGAUAAGUGAGCUGUGUCCAGUGAUCAGAGCGGCCUUUGAGGACGUGUGUGCUGACCUCCUGCGCCUGGUGAGAGUGCCCAUUUCCCUUGGCUUUACCCACCUGGAGUUUGAACUUCUGUCUCCUGCCAUCAAAAGUAGUGCCAUCCAGCUCAACCUGAGGGCCAAGUUGUCGGACUCGCAAGGAAAGGUGACCAACAUGUUCAAUGACUCUUUGGCGUCCCUGACAUUGCCCACCUUGAACAGUGCCCCUUUUAGCCUCAUUGUGAGGCAGGAUGUGGUAAAUUCUGCAGUGGUUGCCUUGCUCUCUCCAGAAAAACUUGCAGUCCUGUUGGACCACGUGUUUCCCAAGCUGGCCCGUCAGCUGAAGUCCAGUAUCAGUCUGAUCAGUGAAAAGGCUGCGAAUCAGUUGGGGCCCACACAGAUUGUGAAGAUCUUCACCCAGAAUACCCCCGUUCUCCUUCUGCGUGAGGGCAAUGCCAAGGUGGCCCAGCAGAUCGUGUUUGAGGUGUUCGCCACCAAUGAAGCUGGCUGUCCCUUCUUCACCCUGGGCAUUGAAGCUAGUUCGGAGGCUCAGUUUUACACCGAAGGUAACCGAGUUAUGCUCAACCUAAACAAGAUCAGUUCUGAUCGGAUCUACCGUAUGAACUCCGGGAUUGGCCUGUUCAACGCUGAUCUUCUGAAAGACAUCGUCACUAAGAUCCUGUUCUCCAUCCUGCUGCCAAACGAGAAUGGCAAAUUAAGAUCCGGGAUCACAAUUUCGAUGAUUAAGACUUUGGGAUUUGAAGAAGCUGCAGUGUCUGUAACCAAUGACGCCCUUGUGAUCACCUCGGCCCGCUCAUAG
Molecule: messenger RNA, 1428 nt
Organism: Trichechus manatus latirostris (Florida manatee)
Lineage: Eukaryota; Metazoa; Chordata; Mammalia; Sirenia; Trichechidae
Gene: BPIFB1
Product: BPI fold containing family B member 1
Exons: 15
Coding region: 1-1428 (475 amino acids)
Biological process (GO): innate immune response in mucosa; negative regulation of toll-like receptor 4 signaling pathway
Cellular component (GO): extracellular exosome
Molecular function (GO): lipid binding
Source: RefSeq, a predicted model, not a curated record